Messenger RNA from Cordyceps fumosorosea ARSEF 2679, 732 nucleotides. Its product is annotated as nucleolar protein 16. The record is from RefSeq and is a predicted model, not a curated record. Gene Ontology annotation, cellular component: nucleolus. NCBI's taxonomy places the organism in Eukaryota, Fungi, Ascomycota, Sordariomycetes, Hypocreales, Cordycipitaceae. The transcript has 2 exons. Gene Ontology annotation, biological process: ribosomal large subunit biogenesis. Bases 1 to 732 code for a protein of 243 amino acids.
AUGGGUCGUGAACUACAAAAGAAGAAGCGUCGCUCCGGCCGCAUGCCGGUGCGCCAGUCAAACAAGACGAAAAAGAUUCUCAACCCGCGGGGCAACAACAUCAUUGCCGAUAACUGGGACAAGAAAGCCACCAUGUCGCAAAACUACCGCCGUCUGGGCCUCGUGUCCCGCCUUCGCGCGCCCACCGGCGGCGUCGAGGGCCGCCUCGACCAGACCUCCGUCGCCGCGCUGCAGGCCGCCCACUCCGCCGCCGACGCCGUUUCCCGCAACCCGUUCGCGAUUGACACCACCGAAAAGGCCGUCAUCACCGAGGCGCGCGUCGAGCGCGACGCCUCCGGCAAGAUCAUCCGCGUGGUCCGCGACGACAACCCCCUCAAGGACCCCCUGCGCCACCUCGACGAGGACGAUGAGGACGGCGACCAGGUCGUCACGGAGCUCGACGGCGGCGGCUACGUCAAGAACAGGAAGAGCCGGGAGGAGCACGAGGAGUGGGGCGGCAUCGUCGACGUCGACGAGGGCACGACGGACGUGGUGCGGGAGCUCGUGGAGCAGGCGCGCAACCCGGCGCCCAAGAAGGCCAGGCACCUCAGCGAGCGCGAGGCCGAGUGGCUCUCGCGGCUGGUCGCCCGGCACGGCGACGACACGCGCGCCAUGGCCAGGGACCCAAAGCUCAACCCGAUGCAGCAGACAGCGGCGGAUAUUGCGCGCAGGCUCAAGAAGCUGAAUGCGUAA